CACGGCCCACGCAAAGUGAAACAACGAAAGGCAAACAGCAAAGCUUAUAACACAUCCGAAGCAUCAUCCAUCCCCUGAGUUGACAGCUUCCUAAUCGCAGUUCCUCCUCGCCCAAAUCGAGCAGCCAUGUCGCUGAUUCCCCGCGGCAACGCCUUCGACCCCUUCUCCGUCGACCUCUGGAACCCCUUCGACGGCUUCCCCUUCGGCUCCGGCAGCAGCAGCAGUGGUGGCAGCCUCUUCCCCUCGUUCCCGCGCACAUCCUCUGACACGGCGGCCUUCGCUGGGGCGCGCAUCGACUGGAAGGAGACGCCCGAGGCGCACGUGUUCAAGGCGGACGUGCCGGGGCUGAAGAAGGAGGAGGUGAAGGUGGAGGUGGAGGACGGCAACAUCCUCCAGAUCAGCGGCGAGCGGAACAAGGAGCAGGAGGAGAAGACGGACACCUGGCACAGGGUGGAGCGCAGCAGCGGCAAGUUCCUGCGCAGGUUCAGGCUCCCGGAGGACGCCAAGGCGGACCAGAUCAAGGCGGCCAUGGAGAACGGUGUGCUCACCGUCACUGUGCCCAAAGAGGAGGCCAAGAAACCCGAGAUCAAGUCCAUCCAGAUCUCCGGCUAGGCUGCUGCAAGAUUAAGGUUCAGUUCGCUGCUCUAAGGUUCAGCUCGCUCUUUUGUGCCUUUAGCUGGUGUGGAUAUGGGUCCGUGUUGAGCAUCAAGUGUGGCCUUGUCAGUGCUGUGUUCAAUGUCCGUGUCCAGAGUUACUCAUGUAAUGCAAGUUAGUCAUGUAAUGCAAGCAUCGAGUCCAAAGUGUGAUCUACUCCUGUGAUCAACUUGUACUGAUUUGAACGAGCGAGUCACAGUUUUCUCUUAA
Messenger RNA from Hordeum vulgare subsp. vulgare (domesticated barley), 864 nucleotides. RefSeq names its product 17.9 kDa class I heat shock protein-like. Bases 127 to 612 code for a protein of 161 amino acids. The transcript has a single exon. The record is from RefSeq and is a predicted model, not a curated record. Gene Ontology annotation, biological process: response to salt stress; protein complex oligomerization; response to hydrogen peroxide. Lineage: Eukaryota; Viridiplantae; Streptophyta; Magnoliopsida; Poales; Poaceae.